AUGGCGCCGGGUGGGCUGUUUGUGGAUCACAAGAAGGGGGAGGUGACGGAGAUGAAGAACAAGCUGAGAGACUCGAGCAUCGACAAAGAUCCCAAGCAGAAGCGCGCUAUCAUGGAGCGGGUCGUAGGGUACAUGACUCUUGGGAUCGGUCGAUGCCAUGUUGCUCUGCAGCUGUUGAGCGCUUAUGUUGAUGCAGACAUGUCGCCAUUGUUCAGUGAGAUGAUCAUGGCCACGGCCACUAAGGAUCUGGUGCAGAAGAAGAUGUGUUACUUAUACUUGUCGAACUAUGCAUCCAUGCAAUCAGAGAUGGCUCUUCUCGUCAUCAACACCUUGCUCAAAGACUUCCAUGAUGAAGAUCCCAUGGUUCGGGGCCUCGCCCUUCGCUGCCUCUGCUCCCUACGAGUCAACAACAUCUUAGAGUAUUUAGUCGAUCCCGUCGUCAAAGGUCUGCAGGAUGCCAGCCCGUACGUCAGGAAAACAGCUGUCAUGUGCGUGUUGCGAAUCCGCGAUCUGUCCGAGGACAUCAUACCCGAUCGACACCUGGUACAUCAGAUUUUCAAUCUUCUCAACGAUAGGGAUCCACAGGUCAGAGCAGGGGACGACGUAGUUGCUAACGCCGUCAAUGCUCUGCUGGAGCUCCAAGGCCGAACAGGGUUGUCGCUGCUGAUCGGAAACAAGAACAUCAUCAUUCGGCUUCUCCAAAGAAUAAGAGAAUUCAACGAGUGGAGCCAAUGCCUGAUACUUGAGGUCAUCGCAGAGUUCAAGCCCAACAGCGACGAUGAGCGCUUUGAAAUCAUGAAUUUCCUGGAUGAACGAUUGAGCCAUGGGAACUCUUCAGUCGUGCUGGCGACAGUGAAGGUGUUUCUCAACUUGACUCAGGACAGACCAGAGCUGCAGAAGCAAGUCGUGCAGCGAGUGAGGAGCCCUUUGAUCUCGCUGAUGACAGGAAGCAGCCCCGAGGUUGCGUUCGUUCUUAUGAAACACAUCAUUAUCCUGAUCAAGCUUGCACCUGGAGCCUUCGACGACGAGUAUACGUCCUUCUACGCCAGAUACAGCGACCCGCAAUAUCUUCAGAAUCUGACGGAAGAGAAUCAGAAUCUCAAGAUCAAAGCUCUCUCGCUGGUCGUCAACCUCAGCAACUUUAUCUCCAUAGUGGACGAGCUUGGGUCGCUCGUCAGCUCCUACUACCCUGCUCUCUCCAAGGAGGUGGCUCUCCUCUACCUGUAUCCUCUUGUCUCGUUGACACUUGUCGUCCUUUCCUACUCCUCCCUAUCUCACCCUCAGGCUCUCCGAGCGAUGGGCGAUAUUGCCGUUAGACUUCCUCGUGCAGCUCCUCUCGUUUCAGACAAGAUUGUUGUCCUUCUCCGCAGAAACGAUCCCGUGGUCGCCAAUGAGUGUAUAGCUGUAGCCCGGGACAUCCUUCGCAAGUAUCCUCCCCUCUCAGCCAUUCUCCUGCAGAGCUUGACCGAGGCUUUCUACGAAGUCAAGGAGGACGAUGCGAAGGUCUCGCUGCUGUGGGUCCUCGGUCAAUUUGGCAAUGACAUCCCAGAAGCCCCUUACCUUAUCGAGCCGAUGAUCGACGAGUGGGAGGAAGAGACAGAUCCAGCAGUGCGAUGUGAAAUGUUGACAACUGCGGUCAAGUUGUUCUUCCAGCGGCCAGGAGAGAUGCAGGCCAUGCUCGGACGGCUCCUCAAGUUCGCCAUAGCGGACGUAUCCAACGUCGAUGUACAUGAUCGUGCGCUGUUCUACUACAGGAUCCUGUCGGUCGAUCUCGAUACGGUCAUCUACAACAUGCCCGAGCAGCGCUGGCUCUCCGAAGAAGCGCUCAAGGCGAGAUACGUGGUGGCAGAUGCUGCUGUAGCAGCCGGAGUCAUCUCGGAUGAGCAGAAGGCGGGAACAGACCUGCUCGACCUCCUGGACGAGCCUGUGCCUAGCAGCAGAGGAAGAGCUGACCCUCUGGACGACUCGUCCAUGCCGCUGGAGCCAUCACCGUCCUUGUCCCCUGAGGCCUUCCAGGAUGUCUGGAUGCAACUGGGAGGGGGCGAGCCUUUCAUCAUCAGCUUCUCAAGAGAUUCUAGCGCGCAGGAGAUCGAGCUCCUCCUCUCACACAACAACGUCCGGGUCAUGGCUCAGGGUCAAGCUUCACCCAAUCAGCACAAGUUCUUCUUCUACGCCAAGACCAUCGGAGGUCCUCUCAUCCUCUGCGAGACUACUCUUGACAUAUCUUCCAAGACCCUCACAAGCCUCGUCAAGUGCAACGAUGCCGAUCUCAUCCCUGCCUUCUUCAUCCACUUCAAGAUGUCACUGACGCCGCUCAUGGCGUAG
Molecule: messenger RNA, 2325 nt
Organism: Guillardia theta CCMP2712
Lineage: Eukaryota; Cryptophyceae; Pyrenomonadales; Geminigeraceae
Gene: AP4B
Product: Adaptor protein complex 4 subunit beta
Exons: 20
Coding region: 1-2325 (774 amino acids)
Biological process (GO): intracellular protein transport; vesicle-mediated transport
Cellular component (GO): clathrin adaptor complex; membrane coat
Source: RefSeq, a predicted model, not a curated record